Messenger RNA from Photinus pyralis (common eastern firefly), 2173 nucleotides. RefSeq names its product leucine-rich repeat-containing protein 15-like. Lineage: Eukaryota; Metazoa; Arthropoda; Insecta; Coleoptera; Lampyridae. Bases 215 to 1795 code for a protein of 526 amino acids. The record is from RefSeq and is a predicted model, not a curated record. Gene Ontology annotation, molecular function: protein binding. The transcript has a single exon.
UCUGAGCAUCCGGCUGUGCGUCCUAUCAAAUGUUCCGAGCGAAAGGGCAAAGGUAGCGCUUGGUAAGAAUUGGAAAGGUGCGAAAGGGACGUGGAAUUCCUUUAGGCACUUUUCAGGAGGAGGAGUGCGCAUUUAGUCAAAUAAAAACCAUAGAGAAGAGAAAGUGGGAAAGGGAAGAAAAAAUAUCUUAUCACUUUUUUCUUCCAGAGCAACCAUGGUGAACGCCACUAUAAUUAAUUAUUUGAUGCUGCUCUCCAAUUCCUUCACUGAUAUUCCCGAGUAUGGAUUAACGUCGCAUAUGGGAGUCGACUACUAUGACGCUCGUAACGAAAACGGCCUGAGUCAGUUAAUUAGAAGGGUUCCCGAAGGGUUAGACCGCCAUUACGUACUCAAUGUAAAGAUUGGCGCAAACGUGCCGCUGAACCCCAGGACGUUUGAAGAUCUUCAAAAGCUCGAAAUUUUAAACUUGGUGCUCGAGACGCCCAUUGUACCCGAAGAUAUCUUCUCCAGGCUUUACUCGUUGAAGUGUCUAACCAUUUGGGGAGAGUUUGAAACCGUCGACAAACGGGCACUUCAUGGUCUGCAGAACUUGGAGCAGCUCCAACUGUCGAGAUCCAACCACUUUCCUAGUCGAGUGUUUGAUUGUCUUAGAAGCGUGAAGCUCUUGGAUUUGAGCUGGAACACAAUCGCAAACGUCACAAGUCUUUUCCAUGCCGAUCUGCCACAGCUCAGCUUUCUAUUACUCGGUGGAAACCAAAUUAGGCAGCUCUCGGUUGACAACUUUAACAAGGUGCCCAAUUUGAAGAAGCUAAAUUUGGACAACAACCAAAUUUCGAUGAUUGAACCAGGCUCUUUGUCCAUGGCGAAGCUUGGAAAGCUUACACUGCGACAUAACGCACUACGGUCUUUGCACGAAGCGAUGCUUCCAAACUUGCCGGGCUUAAUACACGUGGAUCUGCAGAACAACCACAUCAGGGAGAUUCACCCGGAGACCUUUGCCAGAAACCCUAGGCUGGACACGUUGUUUCUAGGCCACAAUCAGCUGGAGAGCCUAAAUUGGUUAAGCUACGGUUUAGUCCACGCCUCCACGUUAUAUUUGAACAACAACCAGCUCUCAGCUCUGCAACAGGCUGACUUUGAAAACUCGCGAAGGCUUCAAGUCAUCAAUCUGAGCCACAAUAACAUUUCCACUGUGGAAUUCGGCACGUUGGACGACUUGCACAAUUUAACCCACCUGGAUCUGAGCCACAAUCGCCUGGAGCACCUCGACCGAAGCCUAUUUUCGCGCGCGAUACACCUGCAGUACCUCAACUUGAGCCACAACGAAAUCGCCGACUUCGACCCCAUACUCUUCGGCCAAAACACCAAACUGAAAAGUCUCCAUCUCUCCCACAACAAAAUACGCAAGCUCCCUCCAGGCGCCUUCGCCUCGCUGGACUCGCUUUGGUACCUCCACCUCGACCACAACCGCAUACAGUCGCUCUCCUCCUACGGAUUUCUUCGCCUGGCGAACCUAUGGGGACUGAAUUUGGCCCACAACAACAUCAGCGUCAUAAAUGGGAGGGCGUUUUACGGCUUGAAGCACUUGGGGAAGCUGUUUUUGAACAACAACAGCUUGGAGCGCGUCGGCGCGACGACGUUCGCCGGGUUGAGGUACCUGCAGCGGAUGAACCUGUACGGAAAUCGGUUCGAAUGCGUCAACGAGGGCGUCUUUCAGCACCUGCGGCGGGCGAAGAUCGUCGUUGACGAUGGGAAGGUGAAAGUAAAGUGCGCAAAAUCCCAGUCGUUCGUCUAGCUCCGGAACGAACCGCUUAAGCUUAGGCACAAACCGAUUACGUGAUUUUUUCGUGCAUAACUAGAGGCUCAUUUUAGGCUAAUUACUUGAAUUAUGUGCAAAUAAUAUGUAAGCAGUAACUGUGUUGUGGCGCCAAAUUAAUUUUAGAAUAUUAGGAUAUUAAAAAUGUGAUAAACUUGUGAAUGAUAACGAUUCGGUACGCAAUUGCUUAAUUAUUCACAAGGCGGUAAUGUGAUUAUCUGUGUUUACGCUUAAUUAAUUAGGAUGUUAAUUUAAGAUGUGAUGUGAUGCUAAGUAAAUAGCGUGUAGUGUAGGUAGAUAAAAAUGUAUGAUAAUGGUUGCAAAUCUGGAGAAACAUUCGUAAAAUUCCUAAUAAAA